UUUACACUAGACCUUUAAAGCGCUUUAUAAACUGGUUUAGAUUAAAGCGGUUUGUGUGUAAACACAUCAAAGCGGUUUAUAAACCAGUUUAAGUAAACCACAUCCUGAGGUGGUUUAGAAACCGGUUUAAGGGCGGGAUUUACUCCCGCGCACCAGAUGGAGCAUUGUUUUGAGUUCUUUCCUCUAAGUAAACAUGGCUCGUAGUUCUUCUUGGACAGAUAAAGAGAUCACUGCACUAAUCAGUAUUUGGGGAGAUACUAAAAUUCAAGAAAAACUCGAUGGGAGUACCAGAAAUAAAACAAUAUUUAUUGAAAUCAGUGAAAAGUUGGAGGCUACCACUGGUAUAAGUCGUGAAUGGCAACAAUGUAGAUCUAAAAUCAAGAAUCUUAAGACAGAAUAUAAAAGAAUAAAAGACCACAAUAAUAUAACUGGGAAUGGAAGAAAGACUUUCCAGUUCUUUAAACAAAUGGAUAGUAUUCUUGGUGAUAGACCAGCUUCACUUCCAACAGUGCUGAUUGAUACAUCCAAGUCACAAGAUACUGAAGAUUUCAAUGAUUCCGAUGAUGAUGAUGACGAAGUCAAUCAUGAAUUUGAACCAGUUCUGGCACCAACAGUUGACAGUGCCGCUGCCCGCAGUAACGGCUAUUCUGAACCACCUACAAACAAAAGAGAUGAAAAUGAUAUGCCUCAAAAGAAAAAAAUUAAAGUAGGAAAAAAAAGCAAAGGAGAAAAUUUUUUUGACAAAGCAAUGGAAUCAUUUCUACAGUACCAAAUUAAGGCAGAAGAAAAUUUCCGGAAGUGGGAGGAAGAGCGUUUUGAAAAAGAACAAGAAAUAGAAGAAAUUAAAAGAAUGGAAGAACAGGAGCACGAACUGAGACUCUUUCAAAUGCUAGGUCAAAUGCUUAAACCACCAGCAAAUUAUACUAGUUCACAAUUUCAUUGUGAAUACUAGCUGUAUACUCUGACAUACAUAAUACAUAAUUAUGUAGUACUAGUACAUGUAGAUGUGAUAAGAUAAAAGAACAGCUAUAUUAUAUAUUGUUGUACAU
Messenger RNA from Amphimedon queenslandica, 1049 nucleotides. RefSeq names its product zinc finger and SCAN domain-containing protein 29-like. The record is from RefSeq and is a predicted model, not a curated record. NCBI's taxonomy places the organism in Eukaryota, Metazoa, Porifera, Demospongiae, Haplosclerida, Niphatidae. The transcript has 3 exons. The coding region runs from base 194 to 952 and encodes 252 amino acids.